AUGAGAAGUCAUGAAGGGCAAUAUUCGCCCGGUCCUUGUAGGUGGGAAGAAUGCUCGCCUAUUCCAUUCGAUCUCGCCUCACGCCUUAAUCCAAACUUGAUAAAGUUUCUGCGGUCGGCGAAAGCCACAGUAUUCGAUCCUGAUUCGGAUUUUCAUCUCUUCUAUUACCUACGAGGACUGCAUGGGAAAGAUCAAUUGUUUGCUCCGGAAUCUUCACUUGGAUCGUGGGGCGAUCGUUAUAUAUGGUUAUAUCCUUCAACACGAACGAAGAGUGAUGAAGAAGUUGGGAUAGUAUUCGAUCAGAAGACUGAGCUAUCCUCUUUUGUCCCAGACUGGGAAGAUAUGGCCUGGUCUGACAGAGAUCGGUGGCCAUGGCGACCUUUACAAAACAUCCUGAAAACUUGUUCAGAGAUGUUUGAUGACGGAAAAAUAACAACAUAUUCGGAUCGUCGAAAAGAAUUUAUGGAGCCUUCUUUUGGACAAUUCCCCUGGGAAAUUCACCAACACACUCCAAUGGACGUGGAGAAGGCUGUCAGUGCCUUUACUCGACUUCUCGAUGCUAUUGAGAUCAGACUUCCACCUUUGACACAUUCUUUCGAGGAUUGUGACCAGGAAAAGCCAAGCCUGGAAGGCAUAUCUCUCCCAUAUCCCAAAGCGGCCAUUGAAGCGUCUUCCAUAGAAGCGGCCUCGUUUCUCGAACAUUUCCUCUUGAAUUUUCCUAUCCGACAUCUCAGCUUUCGCUAUAUUGCCCCUGGCAUUCAACUCCAAAAUUCGACCGAGUUUACAAAUCAACCGCUUGCCCACCGUGGCCACGACUGUGGGAUUCCAAGCUUGGACAGCACCGACCAAACGACACCACACCCUCUACUCUUGUUUCGAGGGGAGAGAGACAACAAGUCGCCUUGGAAUCAACCCGGGCUUAUUUACAGUCCUGACAGGGACACGAAGAACAUUCCAUCUGGUUUAUACAUAGAGCCAGCCGACGAAUAUUUCAACUGGGAAUCUGGCAACCAGGCUCGGCUCCUGUUGCCCUUUAACAUCGGCAGCAAUGGAUUUGCUCGAAGUAGCAAUGGUGUUCCAUUCAAAAAUGCUAGAUUUUCCGGAAUCGAACAACCUGACCAGCUUUACCAGGAGGACCUUUUUAGUGGCUACAGUGGUUAUUUACCUUGGGAUUCGCGUAGCUCAUAUCUACACAAAGUUUUGGAAAGUUGGGCUGAACGGGUAGAGAUGGGUGAUUGGGAAGUGGACCAAGACGGCGUGAUCGGUGGAAUUGAUAAAUUCAAAGAGGCUGACACAGAAGAGCAUUGGAGAGAAUAUAUUAUCCCUUGGUGA
Molecule: messenger RNA, 1332 nt
Organism: Penicillium salamii
Lineage: Eukaryota; Fungi; Ascomycota; Eurotiomycetes; Eurotiales; Aspergillaceae
Source: the annotation of a GenBank genome assembly